Molecule: messenger RNA, 1635 nt
Organism: Striga hermonthica
Lineage: Eukaryota; Viridiplantae; Streptophyta; Magnoliopsida; Lamiales; Orobanchaceae
Source: the annotation of a GenBank genome assembly
AUGGCUCCAGGGACGAUCAGGAAAGCCAUAGAUGCAGUCAAGGACCAGACCAGCAUCAGUCUAGCCAAGGUCACCACCGCCAGCUCAUCACGCUCGGCCCUCGAGGUCGCCAUCGUGAGGGCCACCCGGCACGACGAGUACCCUCCGGACGAGCGGCACAUCUGCCAGAUCCUGACCCUGACGUCCCACUCAACCGCCCUAGUGGGCUCGUGCGUAACCCUUGUCGCCCGGCGCCUCAACAAGACCCGCAACUGGGCCGUGGCCCUCAAGACGCUCGUGCUCGUCCACCGACUCCUCUCCAAGGGGAACCGGGCCUACGAGCGGGAUAUAUUCUUCUCGACCUGUCGUGGGGCCCGCUUCCUCGACAUGUCGGGCUUCCGGGACGCGCGCGCGAGCGCGUGGGACUGCUCGGCGUUUGUGCGGGCGUACGCGGUAUACCUGGAUGAGGGGAUAGAGUUCAGGAUGCAGGGCAGGAGGCCGGGGGGCGGGGAGGAGGCGGAGGGUGGCGGCAACAAGGCGGGAAGGCCCACGCCAGUGCAUGAGAUGAAAAACGAGGGUAUUUUCUUGAGGGCGGACCGUCUGAGGCGUCUGCUCGAGAGGUUCUUGGCGUGCAGGCCGACGGGCGCGGCCCAGCAGAAGAGGAUUGUGGUGGUGGCUUUCUACCCUAUGGUGAAGGAGAGCUUCCACCUGUACUACAACAUAGCGGAGGUACUGGCGGUUCUGAUCGAGCGGUUCAUGCAGCUCGGCGUGCCGGACAUGGAGCGGGCCCACACCAUGUUCUGCCGUUUGUCGAAGCAGCUGGUCGAGCUCGACAACCUGUACGAGUGGUGCAAGACAGUCCGCAUUGCCCGUUCGUCCGAGUGCCCCCGCAUCGACAAGAUCCCCCAGCAGAAGCUUGACAUGAUGGAAGACUUUAUCCGUCAAAAAUCCUCCAUGCUGCGCAACCGUAAGCCCCUCACCCCUGAGCCUGAGCCCGCAGAAAAGACAAUACAGCCCGUGCGCCAAGACGACAUCCAUGACGUCAAAGCUCUGCCUCCACCUGAGGCAUCCGCAGAGGACAGCAAGGAGCUUCGUGAAUCGGAAAAAACUAAUGCUCCGGUGAUGGGCGAUCUGCUGGACCUGAGUGAAGACGGCCCCACAAGGGAAGAAUCCAACGAGCUGGCGCUGGCUCUGUUCGGCACGGCAGCAAGCGAACCAUGGGAGGCCUUCAGGUGCUCGUCGGGGGAUUGGGAGACGGCUCUGGUGGAGUCGGCGAGUCAACUGUCGCGCCAGACUGCGUCCCUCGCACGGGGUAUGGACAUGCUGGUGCUCGACGGCUUGUACGCACACAGGGCAGCGUUUGUGGGGCCUGCGGCUGCCGGGAGUGCCAGCAGUGUGGUGGUCGGGAUGCCGACUGGCGUGCUGGCAUUGCCGGCACCGAAUGGAACGACGAACGACCCUUUCGCAGCGUCACUGGCGGUGGCCCCUCCGGCGUACGUGCAGAUGUCGGAUAUGGAGAGGAAGCAGAGGCUGUUGGUGGAGGAGCAAAUGAUGUGGCAGAUGCAGGAGGCGAGGAGGCAGGUGGCUCCGCUGCCCAAUGUAGGGCAACAAUAUUCGUUUCCAUAUUCGCACGCAGGGGGUUACACAAUGUCAUGA